AGCAACGGAAAUAAAUUCAAAUGAUAGUGAAAAAUAUUCUACCAAGGAAAAUGCCACGACGAGUGAGAUCAAGUCUGAAAGUCGAGUUCUUGUUUUGUAUACCGGUGGUACUAUAGGAAUGAUUAGAAAUGAAAGCGGAGAAACCUUAGCUUUUUGCUUGUCCAAUUAAUUUUUCUUAUUAAUAUUAUGUUGUAUAUGUUUCAUGGAAAGAAUGAAAAAAAAAAAAAAAAAAGAAGCAAUAAAUUUCUUACAAGUAUCAUACAGUUUUAUUCUGAUUUAACAAGAAAAACGAUAAGAAAAAUAAUUUUAUAAAUGUUUAAUCUAACGUUAGAAGAUUAGAUAUUAGACACGAUUUUUAACAGAAAUAUACGAUCCAUUUGUAUUAAAUUAAUCCACUUCUGGUACCAAAAGCCAAUUCUUUUGUUAAUAAUUUACGACAAUUUUCUCAAAUGCAUGAUCGUGAUUAUGCCAAACAAAUAUACGGCAAAAUGGCUGACGAGAGUCCUUUGAUCUUACCGGUUAAAACAACGGAUAAUUGUCGUGUUAUUUAUGAGGUAUUAGAAUAUUCACCGCUUUGCGAUUCCAGUGAUAUGACUAUGGACGAUUGGAUUCUUAUUGCCAAUGAUAUAAAAAAAUACUAUAACGAUUUCGACGGAUUUGUAAUAUUACAUGGAACAGAUACACUGAGUUACACAGCAUCUGCCUUGUCAUUUAUGUUGCAAGAUCUCGAUAAGAUUGUUAUCUUGACUGGUUCUCAAGUUCCUAUAUUUGAUACGAGGAACGAUGGAGUAGAUAAUUUUCUUACAUCUUUGGUAAUAGCUGCAAAUUAUAAUAUACCAGAAGUAUGCGUAUUCUUUGGAACUAAUCUUAUGCGAGGAAAUCGUACCAGUAAAGUCUCAGCCACGUCCUUCGAUGCAUUUCACUCACCAAAUUUUCCACCUUUGGCUACGGUUGGAAUAAAUAUAGAAGUCGACUAUCGUUUAACGAAAUAUCCUCAAGGUCCAGGAAAUUUUACGGUACAUUUGAAAUUGAAUCGAAACGUCGGUCUUUUACGACUUUUCCCUGGUAUUACUGCUGAUCUAGUCAAAGCAUUUCUUCAAUCACCAACUGAAGGUGUUGUAUUGCAAACAUAUGGUUCUGGUAAUAUACCAAGCAAUCGCGAGGAUAUAUUCGUUGAAUUUCGUGAAGCUACACGACGUGGUAUUAUUAUCAUCAAUAUAACUCAAUGUACAACUGGUCGUGUAUCGGGUACAUACGAAGCAGGAAAAUUAUUAGAGGAAACUGGUGUAAUAUCUGGUUAUGACAUGACGCCGGAAGCUGCUUUAACAAAAUUAGCUUACGUAUUAUCUAACACUGAUUGGAAUGUAAAAAGAAAACGAAGAAUAAUGCAAAGCAAUUUGCGCGGUGAAUUAACAUCAAGUCAACUACCAUUCAUGUUCGAAUCAGAUCUAGUUAAUGCCGUAGCGAGAUCAUUAAAAUUAUCCUCAAGAGCUGAAUUUCAAGAAUUGACCUCCAUACUUAUUCCUUCUAUGCUCAAUGCGGCAGUAGUUAAAUGCGAUAUAGACAAGUUAAAAUCAUUGAAGGAAUAUGGUGCUAACGUAUCACAAACAAACGUAGAUGGUCGAACUGCUCUGCACAUUGCUUGCUGUCAAGGAAAUUUAAAUAUUGUACAAGAAUUAUUGAAAAUGGGCGCAAACGUUAAUAAAAAAGAUCGUUUUCAACGAACGCCACUUAUCGAAGCUAUUGAAAAUGAUCAUUGUGAGAUUAUCAACAUUUUAUUAGAACACGGUUCUAAACUUGAUAAAGACGUUAUAGGAAAUAAAAUUUGUGACGUAGUUGGAUCUGGAAAUGCAAAACGUCUUCAAUCAUAUUUAAUCGCCGACCCUGACAUAUCCGAAAGAAAGGAUACGUCUGGUAGAACGCCUUUACAUUUAGCUGCGCUACAUAAUGACAUAACUAUUAUUACAUUACUUUUAAAUCACGGAGCAAAUCCAAAAUCUAUUGACAUGAUCGGACACACACCGUUCGAUCUAGCAAAAUUAGUUGGUGCGGUCGAUGCAAUGGAAUGUCUUACAAUUAACGACGACAUUAACGAAUAAAAUUAAUUUAUAUAAGAAUCACUUUAAACUUUCAACAUGAAGGUAUUAAAUAUUAUUGAUUAAUCAUUGUCACUUUUAACGCUAUAGUUGAUUUAUAAAAAAAUCAGAUUACCAUUGGUUACAUAUAUAUAUAUAUAUAUAUUUUUUUUUAUGAUUUUCUAUCAUACAGCAAAAAUAUCACAGCGUAUGAUUUUUCGAUUCUAUCUUAAAAAAUAAAGCUAUAAAAAAAAAAAAAAAAAUUAUGAAUAUAUUGAAAUUGAAAAAGUUAGUAAUGAAAAAAAUGUUUUAUUUUUUUUUCUCUUUUGGUGGCGAAAUAAAACAACAUCAAUUAUUAUAUUUUAUUCGUUUAAUUCCAUCGACAAUAUCACAAUAUCAAUAAUACAGACACGUUCUUUUGGAUGUAUGCGUUAUGUGUGACAAUCCAAUCCUCUGCCUCCACCGGCAAAUUUAUUUAUUUAUUUGUCUUACUUUGAUGCUAGUAUUUUUUUUUUCUUUUUUCUUUUUUCCUUUUUUUUUAAACAACACUAUAUUCUUAUUAUUUCUAUACUUCUAUCGAAAUAUAUAUUGUAUAUAUGCGAGUUCGUUCAUACGUUCAUAUCUGGAUAUCGCAUUAUAUGUAUAUUUUCAUAUGUAUUGAAGUGAUAGCCUGUUCUCUUUUUAUUUCGAGGAUGUUUGAAAUACAAUAUAAUGUAUAUAUGUAUAUAUAUAUAUAUACAUCGAUAAUUUAUUUAUUCAAUUUUUUUUCCUUCGAUAGAAUAUAUUUUCUUUGCAACGUAUAUUAGAUUAAUUUCACAAAAUACAUAAUCUCACUGCAAUUAGUUUUUAUCGAAUGUUUUCAACGUGAAUAAAAAAAAAAAAAAAAUUGUAUUUUUAUUUUAAAAAUUCUAUUCUUAUAUUCUCAACUUUGGAAAAUAAAUGAGAUAGAAAAUAAAUUUCUCUACUUUUUUUUCGCAUCUAACAACCUCGCGCAAGUAUUAAUCGAUAUAUUCCGUCAUCUCGUGAACAAAGAAUUUCAAUUAUAUAUAUAUAUAUAUUUUCUUUUUUAUUAUUAAAACAUUAAUCGUGGGUGGAACGUAUACCUGAGAACAAAAUAUAGGUAACACAAUACGACUAGUUGUUAGUUUCGUAACUAUACCGAUUUUUUAAAUUAUACAGAUUCAUAAAAUCAAAGUAUAUAUAACGCACGAAUAUAUAAUAAUCAUAUAAUUCUUUCUGCAAAUAUGUAUCCAUUAAAUUUACGUAACAGAGUUGUUGUUCACAGAAAUAUUCUUCUAUAAGAAUAGGGCCAAAAGUUCCCAAGUGAUUUUUAAUAAAUCAAUCACUCCCUCUAUUUUCUUUUUCUUUUUUUAGAUACUUCUCGGCCUAAUUUUAUUUUUAGAUUUUAUAAACAAGAUCUUACAAGGUUUUGUAGUUUUAUAAUUCAAAAAGAAGAAAAAAAAAUCAGACCAGAAAAUAACUACCAAUUGAUAAUUGAUUUUUAAAAUCAGAAAACUUAGAAACUUUUGUCACACCCUGUAUACCAUUAUAUUGAAUACUCUAAUAUCAUUACAUAUAUCUUAUAUUCGUUAACAUUUCAAUUUCAUCCCCUGUAAUAUAAUUUUGUCAAAACAAUAACAAAUAAAAAUAUUAGGCAGCACAGAA
Vespa velutina is the source of this 3740-nucleotide messenger RNA. Its product is annotated as L-asparaginase 1. The transcript has 9 exons. Bases 450 to 2099 code for a protein of 549 amino acids. Gene Ontology annotation, molecular function: protein binding; asparaginase activity. The record is from RefSeq and is a predicted model, not a curated record. Lineage: Eukaryota; Metazoa; Arthropoda; Insecta; Hymenoptera; Vespidae. Gene Ontology annotation, biological process: amino acid metabolic process.